AUGAAUCUCGAAAAUCUAAACAACAACUCCUUAGAAAAUACCUUAGACAGUGCAACUGAAACUAAAUCAGAAAAUAACUUGCUAGGAGCUAUUUCUAAAUGUCUAACUUUCGCUCCUUUGGUUUAUGAACAAUUAACCGGACAAAAAGUCCCCCAAAUCACUGGGACCAUGGCCGAAAUUCAAGGGGCGAUUAACCAGUUAAAUACUUUAAUGCAAAAAGUUAUUGGUAAUCAACAAGUAAUUGUAGAUAAUCAAACUAAAUUAAAUACUCGGUUAGCUAAUUUAGAAAAUAAUGCUAAUCAAAAGUUAUUUAAUUUGACUAAUAAGGUUGAUAAAAUUAGCACGGUUAAACUAACCCACGAAAAAGAAAGAAAACAAAUCGAAUAUAGUCCUAAUCAACGUUUAGCCAAAUUCAGUCAAGGUCAACAACAAAUUAUCACUCUCUUAAAAGAGAAUAAUCAGUUACAAAAACUUAUUUUAGCUAAACUGGGAGGCCAAACCUCCUAA
This is a messenger RNA of Funneliformis geosporum, 507 nucleotides long. The record is from the annotation of a GenBank genome assembly. Lineage: Eukaryota; Fungi; Glomeromycota; Glomeromycetes; Glomerales; Glomeraceae.